Molecule: messenger RNA, 3611 nt
Organism: Phasianus colchicus (ring-necked pheasant)
Lineage: Eukaryota; Metazoa; Chordata; Aves; Galliformes; Phasianidae
Source: RefSeq, a predicted model, not a curated record
GUUCCAGAAGCUUCCUGGGCAGCCCAUCCCCAGCAGCAGCUGUGCCAGCCCCUCCAGCUGGGGGCUGCCCUUGCUGGGCACCAGGGACUGAAGAUGUGUGGGGACACGGUGCGGCUGCUGACUGCCCUGCUGGUGGCCGUGGCCAUGGGCUACCCCAACCGGCGCUCUGCCACCGACCUGGAUGCCACCCCCAGGAUGACGGUCACCUUUGACGAGCUGUCUGGUGUGCGGCGGUUCAGUGGGCGCAGCCUGAAUUACACCACACUCCUGCUGGAGGACGAGCGGGGUGUGCUGUAUGUGGGGGCCAGGGGGGCCAUCUUUGCUCUCAAUGCCAGCAAUGUGGCUGAUGGCUCGCAUCGCAUGAUCCAUUGGGAAGCAUCUCCGGAAAAGCAGCUGGACUGCCUGCAGAAGGGCAGGAACAACAAGACUGAGUGCUUCAACCACGUGCGGUUCCUACAGAGGCUGAACACCACGCAUCUCUACGCCUGUGGCACCUACGCCUUCCACCCGCUCUGUGCUUCCAUUGAUGCUGACAGGUUCACACUGCCCUCCCGUUUCGAGGAAGGCAAAGAGAAGUGUCCCUACGACCCCUCCCGUGGCUACACCGGCCUCAUUGUGGAUGGUGGAUUGUACACAGCUACACGCUAUGAGUUUCGGAGCCUCCCUGACAUCCGGAGGAACCUGCACCAGCGGCCUCUGAAGACAGAGGAGUCCCCUCUGCACUGGCUGAAUGAUGCUGAGUUUGUGGCCUCCAUGCUGGUCCAGGAAAGCAAGGACAGUCUCGUGGGUGACGAUGACAAAAUCUAUUACUUCUUCAUGGAGCGAGCAGGCGAGGAGACCACAUCCUUCUUUGACAAGAACCAGGUGGCUCGGGUGGCCCGGGUGGCCCGCGUGUGCAAGAGUGAUCUGGGGGGGAAGAAGAUUCUGCAGCGCAAGUGGACAUCCUUCAUGAAGGCACGCCUGGUGUGCUACAUCCCCUACUAUGAGGUGCUGCGCAGCGUCUGCAGCCUGGACAGCGGUGGCUGGGCCAGCACCGUCUUCUAUGCUGCCUUCACGCUCUCGGCGCAGUGGAGGACGAUGGAGGCCUCGGCUGUGUGCCGCUACGACAUCUCUGAGGUGCAGCGUGCCUUCGAGGGGCCCUACAUGGAGUACCAGGACUCCUCCCGCAAGUGGUCCCGCUACGAUGGAGCGGUGCCCGAACCCCGGCCCGGCUCUUGCAUCACAGACAGCUCCCGCCGGAGGGGCUUCAACUCAUCGCAGGACCUGCCCAACAGCGUGCUGGACUUCGUCAAGCUGCACCCGCUGAUGUUUGAGGAGGUGCAGCCGGCGGGCGGUGAGCCGCUGCUGGUGAAGAGAAGUGUGGCAUACAGCCGCCUGGCGGUGGACCGGGUGCAAGCCCUCGAUGGGCGCUCCUACGACGUGCUCUUCAUGGGGACGGGGGACGGCUGGCUGCACAAAGCCGUAGUGCUGGGCUCCAGCCUCCACAUCAUCGAGGAGGUGCAGGUGUUCCAGGACCCGCAGCCUGUGGAGACGCUGGUGGUGUCCCGCCGACAGAGGAGCCUGUAUGUGGGGGCUGCUAGUGGAGUCCUGCAGGUGCCCCUGGCCUCCUGCGCCAGAUACAGCUCCUGCUAUGACUGUAUCCUCGCCCGGGACCCCUACUGCGCCUGGGAUGGCUGGGCCUGCCGUGACACGGCCAGCGGGAACAGCACAGGGCUGGUGCAGGAUGUGCAGAGUGGCAAUGUGGGAUGCCGGAGCGGCUCUGGACGUGGCUCCCUGCCGUGGAAGAACCGCACGGUGCUGUGCGGAGAUGACGUGCUGCUGCCCUGUGACCAGCGCUCCAACUUGGCACGGGCUGUCUGGCUGCUGAAUGGCAGCGAGGUGCCGGGCACUGGGCAGGAGCAGCUGCGCGUUGGGGUGGAUGGGCUGCUGGUGACCAACACGCUGCCAGGACACAGCGGCGAGUACCGCUGCUAUGGUGAGGAGCGUGGGCUGCGCACACUGCUGGCUGCCUACAGCCUCACCGUGCUGCCCCAGCUGCCUCGUGCCGCCACCACCACCACCACCUCCAGGCCCAUAGCGGCCAGCCAGGCUUCUGGAGACACCAAGGUGGUCUAUGUGUCUGCUAUCGUGGUGCUGGUGGUGCUGUGUGCCGUGCUGGGUACCGUCCUGCUCUACGUGUCCUGCCUGGAGAAGCGCAGGGGGAAGUACGUGCUGGGGGAGCCGCGGGCUGUGAGUCCUGAGCUGCAGACGGUGUCGGCCAGCUGCCUGCGCAAGGCCCGCGGGGAGGACGAGGAGGAGGAGGAGGAGGAGGAUCUGGCUUAUCCCUGCCUGCGCAUCAUCCCUGGUGAAGCACCCACAGCCAUCGUGUCCCCAGCCAAAGAGCUGCCAGUGGCCGUGCCCCCCCCUCCACCUCCACCGCUACCCACCGAGCUCACCAACGGGGUGGGCUCCCUGCCCAGCGUCCUCCGCAAGAUGAACGGCAACAGCUACAUGCUGCUACAGCAGCAGGAUGAGCCGCUGGCCUCACCGCUCUACAGCGCGUCCUUCACCGAGGAGCUCAGCAAGAUCCUGGAGAAGCGGAAACACAUGCAGCUAGUGGAGAAGCUGGAUGAGAGUUCUGUGUAGGACCGGGGUCCCACCAGUCCCUUCUUCCACCCCUGCCAGCAGUGUUACAGACUCAGCGAAACUACCUCUAGGACCGCAGCACCGGGCUGGGCCCGGGCUUGGCCAUCCCUUUGGCUUUUCACGCACUUUUGAGACUUGAUGUACAGAAAAAGAAAAGAAAAAAACAAUGGGAAAAGGGAAAAAUAUCCCCCAAAGAGGAAUCUAUUUAAAUUUGGGAGCUCUAUUUAUGUAUAAAAACCCACCGAUGGCGACCACAAGCUGGAGGCAGGAGCUGGAGCACAGCUGACGGUGGACAUGGGGAGGGAGGGCUUGUGUCUGUCUGUCUAUCUGUCCAUCCAGGCAGGCAAGACCCUGUCCUGGAUGUGUGGACCUGGCCCACCCCAUUGGGCAUCCCCAGCUCUGUGUGCCCAGGCACUGAGAGGUGGGUGCAGAGCGGGACUGUGGGCUUGGGGCUGUGCUGCAGGGCCACCAGCUGCUGCCUGCUGCACAUCUGCUCCCCAGGGCUGCCUGCAGGAAAGAUGCUCAGCGAGGGACAGCGAGGAAGAGGAGAGCUGUCCCCACAAGUGGGAUGAAACUGCCCAUGCCCGCCAUCAGCCCAGGGUGAGAUGCGGGAUGGGUGCUAUAGGGAGGGGUACCACUGUGGGGAACCUGACCCUGACAGCACGUUGCCCUCCCCCCACAGGGUGCUGCUGGCAGCAGGACUGCUCUCCGUGCCUGAGGGCCACGCACACCAGUUGGCUUGUCUGCAUCUUCGCCAUGCGGUGUGGGAAGGGACCAGCGUCCUCUCGGCAUCCUUGCCCUGCAGACUGGACACGAUGCACUUUUGCAUCCUCAUGCAGUGCCAGCAGAUGCUGGGAUCUUGGCCGCUGCCCCGUGCCACGGACUGUUCCCUUGCACGCUGAGGAGCCCUGCCCCAGGCUUGCUCUUUGCAGGGCCUCCAGCUCCCUGUGGCCCUGCUGGCCCUGACUCCCUCUUCCCCCUCAUCU